Molecule: messenger RNA, 552 nt
Organism: Prorocentrum cordatum
Lineage: Eukaryota; Dinophyceae; Prorocentrales; Prorocentraceae
Source: the annotation of a GenBank genome assembly
AUGGAUGACAACGGUGACCUGCAUAUUAAUGGUGAUACGUUCCAGCUGAUCAUGCAGAACGCCGACGUGCUAGAAACUCUUCGAGAGUGUGGGACCGACGUCGACGGGCUCUUGAUGUUGACCGAGGUCUUGUUUCCUACUGAAGACUCCGUGAUUACAUAUCAAGAAUUUUUCUCUGUCAUCGUGCGCCUCCGUAAGGGAAAGCCCGUGAGCAUGUCUGAGGUCAUCGGGCUUCAGGAGUUCAUGAAAGCGAAGAUGGAUCAGCUCGAUGAGAGUAUUCGAGACGGAAUGCAAUUGGAGAGCAGAGAGGCGUCAAGGGUUGGCAGCGUCGUUGACGCAGAUAGAGUGCGUCGCAGGGUCACGCAGUUGCCCGCAGAGGUACGCCCCGAGGAUCGAAUGUCUGUGAUGACUCCUGUUCGAGAAAGCGCGAAUUCUUCGAAAUCUCCACACACUCCAGAUAGUCUAUCGCUACUCAAGCCUCAGUCCCAGGCAGACAAGAUACGCAAGAAUUGGAUCAGCAACUUGGGAGAUUCUCGGCAGCGCUCCUUCUGA